UGGGGAGUAUUGAAUAAGUGUCAUGUUGAAUUGAUCAAAAGGUGUUCUAGUUUCUCUAAAAUCAGCUUAAUCGUUGAUUGAAUAAUUUAGUGAGUCAUCAAAUUGAGCUAGAAAAAGUAAAACCUGAUCCAGUGAAACUAUGUCUUGAAUAUUUCUAUCAAAUAGAACAUUGCAAUAUUUCAUUCAGUAUUAUUCAUCUUAUAAGUUGCAUAAUACGUUAGUAAUAGAUUGUGUUCCCCAGUGGAUGUUCAACGGCAUCUCUGUCUGGCACCUUACAAUUUUUCUGCUUGUUCUACAAUAUGCCCAUGUUCCUGGCGGCUUGUUUCUCACUAGCCGAACUUUUGUCCUGCAGUGAGGCUCCUUUUCAGGAAGAGGUCCUACCAGCAAGUAACGCUCUCAUUUUUUCAGGAAACUUGAAAGCAGCACUCUUUCAGCUCCUGUUCUUGAUGUGUCUUACAAAUGGCUCUAGAUGGAAGCAAGGCAAGAUAAGUACCUCUGUGAUUCUUUAUGCAGGCUUUUCUUAUUAAUAUGUACAAUGAUCAUGUAAAACUCACUUGGAAACAAGAAAAACAGCUUUUCUUGAUGAAUGGUUACCAGUUAUUUGCCUGAUGGUUUUUAUUUAGUUCAGAUCUGGUGGUUCUUCAUCUGAGUUCUCUGUGGAAAAAUUCCCUGUGGUCGACAAGUUACAUUAAGAGCAGUAAAAGAGGAAAAUGACAUCUGUUCUGGGAAAAGGAUAUUCACAUAGUCAAUAUAAUGUUGCAUUCAUAGUUGUUAGGACAAUUUGAUAAAAUUACACAUUAGAGGUAGAAUUAUGUCACAUCAGCUAUUACUUGACAGCAGGAGUUUUGGCACCUCUGUUGUUUUUAAAUUCAGUAUAAGAAAAGCAAGUCAUAAUAUUAGACCGUGGUACACUCUGAGCACACUUAACUACAUUUUUGGGGGAAGCAUCACAUCACCAACACAUAUAUUUUUUUAUCAAGGAUUUUAAAAUGUAUAACAUGGAAUUCUCUACCAAGGAAAACCCUACAAACUUGAGUUAACUUGUUGCUUUGUCAAGUUCUUUUCUCUUUUUUGGGUGCAACAAACAUGUGUAAAGCAGACAUGUGCAAAGUAUGACUGAUCCUAAAGAGGAUGUAACAUCAUGUGUGCCUCUCGGCACAGCUUUAUAGAUCGAACAUUUCAUAAUUGAAUUUUCGUUAUUUAUGAUACUGUGGCAGCUGUGACAGUUCUGUGGCCGUGUGCAACAGAUGGCCCUGUGUAAGUAAAACACUAAGCCUGAGGGGACUGUAUAAAAGUGUCUUGGACCAGCUAUGUUAUGUCCCAGGAUAGAUAACGCCUGGAGAAUGUUAACUGUCUGGUGCUCUUAGAUGGUUGUUGAAGUAGUGCUAAUCCUGAAGGUGCUACAUGUUAAAAACAAUUAGGUAUGUAUGGAAGCUCUGUGUUUAAGCAUCAGCGUCACGUAUUUACUUAAAGGUUAAUUUGCCUGUGGAAGCACACAAUGAGUGAUUGAAACUUCCCAUCCCAUCCUUAGUGCUAUGUAUAAUGUGGGUGACAUUUAGGCUUUAUUGGAUCCCUGCUGCUACGCCAAGAGUAGUGGCCCAUGAGCUCUAUUUCUGACACACUGUUUUGGUUUCCUCGGUUUAUCAAAGCAGGGAGCAGUGUGUUGUAGCUUAUUAUGGGCAUGUUGGGUUUGGCUGGCGCUAUAGAUGCUGGGUUUGUGGAAAAGGCUACCAUGGAAUUAAAGCCUUCUUGGCCUGCCCAGGGUGCUCAUACAUCUUUAGCCAAAUCUGUAGCCAAGCACACACAUGGCAUGUUAACAAUAGAAACAUCAUUGCAGCAUGGCAAGGGGUUGCAGAUAUGUAAACUUUUUUUAUAUCAGUUUAUGUAGUGAUGGAACCAUUAGUAGAAGGAGCUGUCAGUUGUUGGGAGAAGUAAGUGUCUGGUAUGUGUGAGGUUUUGGAGUGUAUUUUCAGUAUAUACCUCUUUUUUAAAAAAAUAUGUAUAGUUCUUCUGGACUGACACACAAAGAAAAGCUUUUUAGAGUUUUCCAUUCCAAGUUAAUUAUUAGACUACUAUGAGGGUGUGUGUUAGAGAAAUGCAUAUUUGUACUUAGGGUGGGUAAUUGCACAAUAAUGAAAUACAUUUGCCAGCUAUUUUAAAGGAAGGACAUUGUUUGUUGUGUGUGUACCUUUUUAAUUGUUCCAAAUUUACCGGAACAAGAGAUUCCUGGGGUGGGGUAUUUUUGGUAAGUCUGGACACAGACAUCCAAGUUAGUGAGGCCCGGCCUUUCCCCUAAAAUGGGAUUUUCAGAAUUCUCUUAAUUCCAGGCAAGCCGCUCCUGUUGCAGAGGGGAAGUGCUGCCAGCAGCAGCCAUUCUCUGCACUCUAUCUUCAUAUUGAUUGGCCUCUGGGCUCCAGAGAUGGAGAUUCCUUAAAGCCAGUGGUAGUCUAAUGACAUUGCUCAACACUCCCAUCACUCCCUCCCACCCACCAGUAAUCACCCUCCCCAUUUAAGAUAUCCCUCUGCUCCACUUUCUUUCUUCCUCUCACUGUUAUCAAAUUAAAAGCUUUUCUUUAGAGGGUUGGUCUUGGCCUGCAGGCGUGGGGUACAGACAUGGCAGCCAGCCGAGGGUAGAGUGAUAGUGAGUGUGUGUGUGUAUGUGAGAGAGCAGUUGUGGCUGUGUGUCUGUGCGUGUGUGCAUGUACGUGUCUGCUCAAAUAGGCUUAUUGCUGUUUGAGCUGAUGAACCAGGAAAAGGGUUAAAGCAGUCUACGGACAAGUGGUCAUGCAGGAGUGUGAGCUUAACUAAGACUGGGCUAGAAGAGGGGAGGUAAUGAGAGAGGGUGGGAGAGCUACCCCUGCCCUGAUAGGCAGCUGAACAUGAUACUGGGUCAGGGGGUAUAAUACAGAACUUUUAGGGAGUGGUUAUAGAUAGUGAGACAGAAGGGGAGGGGGAGUGGCCUCCGUGUAGGGUUGUUAGAUGAUAUCAAUUCAUUCUUUGUUUCCCAACUGCCCAUUGUGCUCCUACAAUGCAACACAGGUGAGUGUGUGUCUAUGUUAACUUAAUGUAUCAGGUCAGGGUUCUAGCUUUGGUCUGAAUUUUGCCAAAAACAAAAUCUUGUGGGGAAAACAGAAACAAGUCCUUUUCGAGACUGAGGCAGAUACAGACAGACAGAAAGCGACAGGAUUCCUCAAGUGCUUUGGGAUUUUCCCCAAUUCCCACCUUACAGGCUGAGGCACAGAGGAGGGAGGGAGAAUAAUGGGAGGGAUGCAAAGGAGGUGGGCAAAAUAAGAGAGGAGGGAACAGGGGACACAGAAAGAAGCAGGAUAAAAAAAGAGUCAGACUCUUGAGCAUAGAGUUUAAGCAGGUGGUCAAAAGAGUCGGUACAGAUAUGCUCUGCUAGUGUGGAGGGUGUUGAUUGGAUAAAGAGAGUGAGCAGCCUUUAAAAUAGAUUAGAUGCUCAAUUUUCAGCAAUGCACGGCUGUAGGUGGACUUUUGAGCUUCGCUUCUUUGGCUGGUGAGUAGCACUUUGACAAAUAACUCUGCUGCUUCGUAGCUCAUUAUGUUAUUUUGCUAUUAUGACACGUUCUCUUACUUCGAUGUCUGAAAGGCCAGAGGUACAAAUAGUUCAUGUACAGGAUAAAAUAGGAUUAAAUGUAUUUCUUUGUAAUAGCAAAGACACUCUUUUUGUCAUGUAUAGACAUUUGGGGAUUUCUAGAUGCUGUCAUUCAGAGUCCAUUAUAGUGUAUGAAAUAAAAUUGUACCUCUGAAUGGUGUGUGUUAAUAAUAGUAAAAGGUCAGCUGUAUGCUUUUUAGAAAAUGUCUGAGCUAUGAUUUUGACUAAGAAGUUCUGAUAUAAAUUUUUAUCAUUUUUACAAGCAUAUUCUUUUAUUAGAAUAUGUUGUAUGUGCAUAAAAGGGAUGUAAACUUGCCUCAUCUUGACUGAAAAAUUAGCUUGUAGGCUGAUUUAACACCCUAAUGUAUGCAACAUGGAGUGUUAUUACAUGGCUACUGUUCAAUGAUUUGACUUCAAAUUCAAAUUUAAUGUUUUGAAUAAGGUUAUGCUGUUCAUGAACAACUACUGACAGUGACUGAGCAACAGUUUCUAAUGUGUCAUGAGUUAGUCUGUUUAGAAAAAGGAACAAGAUUUGGAAGUGUUAAAAUAAUGUGAGACAGCUGUGCAUGUGAGAGAAAUUAAUCAUUACAUUUUUCCUGCAUCUUAUAAAUUAAAUGUUCUGCUUGCAUGUUACGGCAUGAUGUUGAUCACAGCAGUUAACUGGUUGCUGAUUAAACCCAAUUAAAAUUUUGACUGCUCUAUUAACUAAAUGUAAACACACCUGAUCAUGGUUGAAUGAAAACUCAUUAGCAUUUGCAUUCCCUCUUAUUAGUCCUUUCACCUUGGCACAAUAGGUUUUCAGGGACUGGAAAGCCAUAGUCUGGGGAGGCACGUUAUCAGCCACAUUGACUCACAAGAGGCUACACGGCUGAACUCUGCUGCACUCCAUUGUUGUGCUAUUUGCAUGGGUCAGUAUGAUAACGGUCACCUCCCUGAGCUGUAGCAAGCUCCAUUCUCUCAUGUGGACAGAGGUGCAGGCUUCCCUCAGUUCACCUUCUGACACACACACACACAUCUUCACACCCUAAUCCCAUACCAGGGCAACCCAACCCAAGCUUGCAUUUGUCUUAUAUUUAUCUGAUAAGUGCAAAUGUGUUGGUGUGUUUUGUGUGUGUUGGUCUAUCUGUGUGGCUUCUUAGUUAUCCCUUGCAGAUAAGCACUAAUACUUUCCCCCACUCACUUCUCUAAGGUUGGGAUCUGGAGUCCACUGCUGGAGAGAUGGUGUUUAAAACAGUGUUGGGGUAUUCCUGUUCUGUGAACAAAUGAAUUAAUGACUGUGAAUGCUUUGAUAAUAGAUUUCCCCCAUUAGAGCCAGAACUUACAUCUUCUUACUAAAAUAAAUUUUGAAGACAUUGAUAUCAUUGCUUUCUUACAAGCGUGAACUAUUUGUUUCUUGUCAUCUCUUUGGUCUUUUAAACUUAAGGGACUUAUUCUGAGUCAUUGUCCUAAUUAGGUGCGGGGAUAAAAAGAGCACUUCACGUUUUGGCACAGCAAAGUCAUUAGACCCUCCAGAAAUAAGACAAGGUCGCCUUUCCCGCUUCAACAUAAGAUGUAUGUCCCUAUCCACUCGCAGAAGCACUACUUUAAAAUAAUAGACAACAGGUUUACGUUUUAUUUAACUAGGCAGCACAGUACAGGAGGAGAAUAUUAGCAGCAGUCGUCCCUCUGCUGCCGCUGUCUUUGAAAUUUUAGGUUGGUCACAUGAUUUGCGGUGAAAGGCAGGGUCAGGGGUCACAGUGACGGAUGUGGGCUUAAAAUUACAGGCUGGGGGGUAGGGUCAGCAUGGUCAGGGCUGCCUUUCAAGUGAGCAGAGGGAGAACACAAAUCCAAACACUAAACUUUUUUAUUGAAGUAGGUUAAAGAAGGUCCAUGUCAUUAUCUAGUUGUCAGUAACAUAAGGAAACAGUGUGUUUGGAAAAAUGGUGCCAGAGGUCUGAUGGUUUGCUCAUGGAUGUCAGGCCAUAUAAUGAUUUGGAACACCUGGUACAGAUGAACAGGAGAAAUGGAGACAGGAAGAUGGGAAAGAGGGACUGAAACAGGUGAUAAGAACAGUAAUAUGUAUUUAAUAUGUCUAUACAUUAUAUUUUAGGCUACAUGUUCCAAAAAAUCUAAUGAAGUGUACUACUUAAACUGAAAAUUGCAGGUGCAUAUUCUGCAAGCAAGUUAAAUGUCUUUAAAAUAAUAAUUGUUUGCAUGCGAAUGCUGAAUGGGGGCUAAAGCACUGAAAGUGUUGAAGAAGCAGUUAACGCGUGAACACUGAAAGGAGUUGAUGUGUCAUUUCAACUGUAACUGUGUGUUCCGACAGAGCGCAAAGAUAAUUUUAAUGUCACUAAAUUUGUGCAUCUCCCUUUUUUAUCAGUCUGCAUCAUAAAUGUACAGAGAUGAGAGCAAAACGUUUGGUCAAAGGCUGAGAUGAAGAUGAACAGACUCACUCACCAACAUACAGUCAGUGCAUACAGUAGUUCUGUGCCUGUUUAGGAAGAAUAUGCAGUGGUCAAAUCAGUGGUCAAAUUAGCAUGAUGUAUGCCAGGGGAACAUUUGCUUCACUUUCUGUGAACAUUCAUCUUUCUGACAUGUGUGAGUGUAAUUGCUUAAAACGUUUGAAAUGUUAACUUCAAGUUACUGCUGAUAGUAACUUCAAUAGGUUGACAAACUAAGAGUUAAGGGGUGAAAGCAGCUGUAAUGUUAGUUAACAGUGUCAGUUGAAAGCAGUUCAUUCAAAGCUAACAGCUAACAUCAAAGCAAUUCAAUUGCCAGUUAAAUUGUAACUGAUAAAUAAAAUAAGUGGCAAAAGAGAAGAUAUGUGUCUGUAUAUUAAUCUCAGACAUCCAGGUUUGACAGUUUGAGUUGAGUUUUGUUGUUCCUCCGUUCUGACAUCUGGUAGAAACCCUGGCAUUUACCAUGUCUAGAAAGAAUCUGCCUGCGGCCCCUUGAGUGUGACACCACUCAGUGAUGCCCCUUUUCACAGGACUUCCAUGACAAUGCCAAGUUGGCACUGUUGAGAAAUGCUGAGGUAGUGAUAUUAUAGCAGCAUGGUAAGCAGUGCACUGUUCAUUAAAGGUUGCUCCAUCUCAACUUGUUUGUGUAAUUCAGAGGACAGAGAAGGAGAGCCAUAGAGAGGGGUUUGCAGGAAGUAAGCCAGGGAAGCAGUCAGCAUAAAGGCCGGUCCUGCUGUCACUCCAUGCAGACGGUCAGGUCCAUUAAUGUGAAGGAACUCAAAAGGAGGAAAGCCACAGUGCUGCAGCCAUUCAGCUAGAGCCAGACACACAACCAGACCCUCCUGCUGAGGUUUCUGCAGCAACAGCCUCCACUGUGCUUGUGGCACUGAUGUCAUCUCAAAGCAAUUCCUUUCCUUCUUCUCUUCCAAACCCUGCUGUCUGCUGGGAGACCCCACGCCCCAGCCCACCCAGCCCCAAAUACACACACACACACACACACACACACACACACACACACACACACACACACACACACACACACACUUUCUAUAUCCUACCAUCUAUAUGAACCCUAAAAGACUUGGAAAUGGACUUGAUACCUCACUAUAUCACAUUACUCCCUGGCACAAUGUAUACAAAGCCUGGUUUGUAUUGUAAGAAAACCGCUCCGUCAUUAGGACCGAUUUUUCUGGUGGGGGGGUGCAGCUGAAUAGGGCUUGGUAAUGGAGCAGUGGGAGAGCUGACAAAAGCAGACCCCCUGCCACCCCCCCUCACCAGCCUGGCUCAGAUUGUUGUGUUUAAACACAUAAGGUGACAAGGAGAGUUGUUUGUCUAACAGUGUGUGCGUGCGUUUGUGUCUCCAAGGCUAUGGGAAGACGAUGAAGGGCAUGACUGGAAUACAUUGUAGAGUCAGAGGUGUCAUUAAGCAAGCGGUGGAAUGACUGCGUGGGCUGCAUGUGUGUGUGUUUCUACCCUCUUUCCUUAAAUCGCUAGCUUGAGAGCUCUGUUCUGUUCUGGGGCAGUGCCACAAACAUGGUGCUGGCUGAAGAGUACCAUAUUUAAAAAAAGCAAAUGGAUUCUUUUUUUAAUAUAUGACUUUAGGUGGAUAAAUGGACCAAUGAAUGUUGCUCUGCUUUACUUUCACUGUUUCCCUUGAUCCCUACCACCAUCUCCCAAUCUUUCCAUCCUCUACUCUUGCUCCGUCCUAACUCUGACAUUGCCACCACCACUUGGGUCAAGCAACCAUUCAAUUUACAAAACCCUGGAAUCUGACUUGCAUUUGGACAGAUGUCCAGACAAGCCACGGCUGCUCGGGUAGACAAAUCAGAUUUCUCUAUUCUUGCCACCGGGGCUCCUCUGUUUCCAGUGAGAAAGUCAGACAGAGAGUCAGCUGGGGCUGCAAUAGAAAGCAUUCACACUGAAAUUCAGAGCCAUAAAGGCAUAACCAGUUGUGGGCAGAUAUGUCAAAAGAGUCCUCUUAGAAUGCAGGUCAGAGACAAAGCUGACCUCAGGGGUUGAGGAAGGAUAAGGAAGAAAUGCAGAGGAGAGGGAGAGGGAGGGGGAAUGUACAUAUACACACAGCGAAUAUGUGGGUAGGGGGUUGUAGUGGCCAGACAGGCCGUAGGGGCGAAGGCUGGUCCCCUGAUGGGUGUCUUUCAGUGUGCCCAAGCUGGGUGGGAAUGAGAUCUGACGGGUGUGAAAUGGUCCCCUCUCUCAGUGACCCAGGCCCCUGCCAGGUCCAGCCUGCUAACACUGUUGCUUUGUCCUUCAGAUUCUCAAAAGAGCCUGUAUAUCAAAGGCUUGUAAUGACUGAGUUGGGAAUGAAUGCUGUAGGAACUGUAAUGGCAUCAUUGAUGACAUUUAGUUAACAUCUUGAAUUAUAAUCAUGUGAAAGACAUAUGAGGUUUUAUAUAGACAUUCUGACUCUGGGAUGCCUAUUGACAGUAAUUUGUGCAAGUGGUGUCAAACCACUCCAUGCCACUCUAGUCUCUUGAGAAAACAGUAUGUCAUCUGUUUUGUGUCCUCCUCAUCUUGUUCAGUAUAUGUCGUGAAUUCUUUUUUUUUUUUUUUUCAAUCUUUAAAGGUACAAACAUUUCCUUGGAAUACAGUAUGAAUCUGAUUAGAUCACUCACUGAGCUGAGCACAUUUCUGUGAUUAGCCAAGUCUUGUUGGAGAUGAUGACAUCCAUUUUGUUUGCUGGGAGAGAACAGAUGGGCAGCAUUGGCAGAGAAAUGUCACACCAAAUGCAAAUAUAGCACCUUGUUGUUUAUGUGUCUGCGGCUGUUCUGACUGUUCUUGCUCUUUCCCUCUGCUUUAAAAGAACACACACCUCAGUCGUGGAUGAUGACGAUAACGAUCAGCUUGGGUGUUUUUUGUGCUUGAUAAGAAGCAGAGAGAUCUGUAAAUGAGUGCACACCUAUUGGGGACAAUCUGAUAUUUUAACUGAGGACAUGUUGUUUUAUCAGUCUGCCUCCUGUACUGUCUCUUUCAAUCAGUUUGUCUAAUAUGGUUGUUUUUUGCCUUCUGAAUAAAACUUGCAGUAGUGGUAUUUGACCAUUGAGGCAGAGGCUGCAGAGCAUUCUCAUAGAUAAACCCUGACUCAUCUUCUGCUUUUCCUUUUUCAAAUUCCUUCUGAUGAAAAUCAGUCAAAUUCACUCUGGCAAGACUAUAAUCACCCUAAAAAUGACCAGAUUUAGGUUGAAUAGGACAGAAUGAACACAUGCUAUCCUUACAGUAAGGGAUGUAAUGGAGAAUGUCAGGUAUCGUCACUGGAAAAGUUAUCCGUCAAGGCGUGGCUGGCUUGUCUGUCAGUGUAGGAUAGUGUGCAGAAAAUAACAAGGUGACAGGUGUUAUGGUUCACCUUGGUGUUUUGUGCAAUUUUACACAAAGCUUAGUUUCACGUGGAUGGAUGCAGCUCACCCUCUGAUUUUCUUGACGAUAUAGCUGAUGACAUUAUCGUCAUUUUUUUCUGUAUUUGGCACAACGCAGCUUUCUGCCUUUAAAGCUAGCAUGAUAAAACAGGCUGUGUAAUGACACUCUUCUCAAAUGUGACUUAAUCUACCUGCUGCCUUACAGUCUCUCUCUCUCUAGUGAGAUGUCUUUUCAGGUGCUAAAGACUGUGUCACAUGCACUCAGCUCAACAAUGGCAGUAAUCUGGUGAAAAAUUAUGGAAGGAGGACUCGCACAUGUGACUAAAACUGCAAUCAGGGCUUUAAUAAUACAGAUAAUGACAGGGUCAGCCAAGGGAAGGCUGGAUUUUAGAUCCUCUCACUAAUACUAGAAAUCUUAUGGAGAGGUGAAAGGAAGAUAGUAAGGAGAGAGAUGAGAAUUUAGAGUUCAGACUUACUUCUUUUUUAAAGUUUGAUUUUUCAAGCCUCAGCCAUGUUUUGAGACAUUAAAAAAGGCAAGCAAAGCAGCAGAGGGAGAAAGAAUUCUCUUGGCAAAUGGUUUGGUGUGUUUGCCACGUCGCUCCAGCUGACUCAUCUCCUCUGUCUGCCUGUUGUUGUUCCUGCUGUCCUGGAGCUGUUGGUGAGGAGCUGUGAGAAUACAUCAAUAUCAUAUCCUUGUGACUGUCACUGCCAUUUCCAUGUUUCUGGAAAAUAUGUUGGAAUCUGCGCAGAUUAAACUCUGUAGAGAAAGCUGUCACGCUGACAUUCCCCAUGCAAGCUGAUGCCACGGACAUCCAGAUCCAGAAUGCUGAGAAGAGGAUGAAUCUUCCAGGUCAUCUGAGACAUCCACGUGUCUUUGCUGCUGUCCCUUCCCGACAGCCCUCUCAUCCCACUGGGGCACCAUCUGCCUCCCCACGCUCCCCCCCUUGCCCCUGCCCAGGUCCCUCCCCCUUCCCCUGCCCCCAGUAGUGGCCAUCCCAGAGGGGAGGAAAGGCGAGCCAGCCCCUGUAAAUAUGCCUGGAUGGAGGUCUCAGUGGCGUCUCGUCCUGCUGAACUCCCUGACCUGUGGCCUGGAGAUCUGUGUGGCAGCUGGGAUCACAUACGUGCCCCCACUGCUGCUGGAGGCUGGAGUGGAGGAGCGCUACAUGACCAUGGUGCUAGGUAUUGGCCCAGUGCUCGGCCUCGUGUUCAUCCCUUUGAUUGGCUCAGCCAGUGACCACUGCAACAGCAGUUAUGGCAGAAGGCGGCCUUUCAUCUGGCUCCUGUCUUUAGGAGUCCUUCUGGCACUUUUAAUCAUUCCCCAUGCUGACGUUCUGGCUGCCCGUCUUGCCUGGGGUGGGCGCACCCUCCAGGUGGGCUUCCUUAUCCUUGGGGUGGGACUCCUUGACUUUUGUGGACAAGUGUGCUUCACACCGCUGGAGGCUCUUUUGUCUGACCUGUACCGGGACGAGGAGGACUGCGGCCAAGCCUUCGCCAUGUUCUCCUUCAUGGUCAGCUUGGGAGGAUGUGUGGGUUAUUUGCUACCUGCACUGGAUUGGAGUCGAGGCCUACUCUCUGUUUACCUAGGAGGCCAGGCUGAGUGCCUCUUCUCUCUCCUCAUCCUCAUCUUUAUCUCCAGCGUGCUCAUCACCAUGAAGGUGUCUGAGGAACCCUCAUUUGCCAGCAGUGGCUUGGCCGGGUCUGGAUCUAUACUGGAGUCUGGGGCUGGUGCGAUAGAGACUGGUCGGUGCGGUGUGCCGCGCUCAUGCUGCUACCUGCUGAAGUGCAAGCUGAGGCUGCUGAAAUCUGGUCCCCUGCUGUGCUUUCUGAGAACAUGCUGGGCCAUGACCCCGGCCAUCUACAGGAGCUACUGCCAUGUCCCACGAGUGAUGAGGCAGCUGUGUGUGGCUCAGCUCUGCAGCUGGAUGGCUGUCAUGUCUUUUAUGCUUUUUUACACAGACUUUGUGGGGGAAGGCCUCUACGAGGGCGUGCCCAGUGCAUUACCAGGAAGUGUGUCCAGGCAGAGAUAUGAAGAAGGUAUCCGUAUGGGCAGUCUGGGCCUGUUCCUGCAGUGUGCUACCUCAACCUUCUUCUCCCUGGUCAUGAGUCGUUUGGUUCGCCACUUUGGCUCACGAUGGGUCUACCUGAGCAGUAUGGUGAGCUUCACACUCUCUGCUUUGGUCAUCUGUCUGUCCAAAAGUGUGCUCUUGGUCACUAUAAUGGCAGCUCUCACUGGGUAUGCGUACGCCACGCUGCAGACUCUGCCUUACACCCUCACCUGCCAUUACCACAAGGAGAAAGAGGUCUAUAUGCCAAAAAGGAAAACCAAAAGCAUACAUAAAAAUGGUAUCGCAACUAAGCGGGACUCUGUGUAUUUGACUCCUGUGGAAGAGGAGGGUGGACUGAACCAUAAAACGGGGGCUCCCUACGGGCAGGCCUUCUUCAGCCAGGACAGUUAUGAGUAUUACCCCAGCCCACACAGCCAGAACGGCUCAUCUCACAGUUCUGGUGGCGCUGAACAGGAGGACCCAGAGUUGGGGUAUGAAAAGCGCGGCGUAGGUUUGGACUUUGCCAUCUUAGAUAGCACCUUCCUCCUCUCUCAGGUUUUCCCCACCCUCUUCAUGGGCAUGAUCGUUCAGUUCGCACAGUCUGUCACUGCCUACAUCGCCUGCUCUGCCAUCUUCGGUGCUGUUGCCAUCUACCUGGCCAGUCAAAUUGUCUUUGACCAAAAGGACCUCAAAAGCUGAGAUUUAGGUGGGUAAGGAUGUAGGAGUGAUGGAAUCAUAAAUAAUCAAUCAGUCAUUCAGGUUCCAUUGAACUCAGCAAUGCACUACUGCUCCCAGAAUGCCUUGCUCUACGACUGUGUGCUUGCUUUUAUGAAAGCUCUAUGUCAAGGAAAUGAUGUGUGUUUACCAGAAUGUGGCAGGGUGCUAACAGGGAGGAAAAGGCCUGUGUUAUCUGCCAAUGCAGUUUCUGUGUUACAUCAGAGAUUGUUACCUGCCACAUGAACACCCACUGUGUGCCCGGGACAGGUGUGUGGUACUCUGUGUACUGAAUGCUAUUGAAUUCUAUAGAAAUCUCUCCGAAAACUUUUUGUCGCAACAUCUUUCCUGUCCAUUGUCUUUUUCCUCAGGUACCACCAAACAGAUUUACUGUAGAACUCAUCAACCUCAGAUACAGAGCUACUAACCUUUUUAUGUUUUUUUAUGGUCCUGUCCACAGUUUUUAAUGCUACAGUCUAUUUUGUAGUGUUGACUUGUACAGACUCAUCUGCAGCAUCACUAAACCAGUCUGGAGACUGUUCAUCAUCUUGCUGAGGCCGUACAUGGGUUUCCUCAUAAUGGCAAAAUGAAUAGAUUAACGCAUUGUUUCUACCUGUUGAGUUGGAUCGUGGUACUUCUCCACCCAGGAUGGAAAAAUGCACUUAAAGGGGUACUCCAGUGAUUUAGUAUUACAACUCCAUGUGGAUUUGCAAGAGACUGAAUGGUCAAAAUAUCUCUGUCUUUUUAGUCCCCCCAGCUGGACUGACUUAGAAAAUGCUGGAUCCUACAUUUCCCAUCAUACAACUUAAUAUUGUCUGUCAUUAGACCUUGUCCACUUGUGAAAUGCAGUAAUCAUUCAAACUUCAUGCCCCCAGUUCGUAACACAGGUUUUAUGUCAAAUAUUUGAAAUCUCAAGCCUAACUGAAGAUAACCCUGCUGACAUCACUAUGACGUCAUCAGGGUUAUUUUCUCAGGCAAAGACGAAGCUCAGAGGACAUUACACAAUGACUUUGCUGGCUUAGAAGUACUCUCUGUGACAAGUAAACUGACCAUUAUGUGUAGAAUUUGAGGAAUAGCCCUUUAAAAAUUCAGCUGUACUCUGACCAUGUUUUGUGUCUCCCCACCCAUCUAGUGUAAUCUAUGACUUGAACAGUUUUACUGCAAAUAUUUUGUAUACAAAUUUCCUGUACAUCCCUAUGGGACUUUAGUUAUGCAACCUGUUGAGGUGAGGUUAUCCACUGUGGUGGUUUAAGAAUGAAUUUGUUUACUGGAACUGGAAUACUGCAUCAAAUGUCCACUGUCUAGAUAAUCAAGAGUAGUCGACUUUAGUGGACUGCUCAACCUGUCCAGCAAUGCUUCUGAUCAGGACAGCUGUCUCAGGUUAGUACCUUGUUUUAGUGUCCCAUCCUGUCGUUAUGCCACUGCUAAAAUGCUUCCCCUGCUGCCUAACGCUCAUGUUUUAUUGCAUUCUCAAACGACAAUCUAGGACAUCCAGAUGGGCGUGUUGUGUAACGCUGUAUGUAAACAGUAAACAUGUAGGGGGAUGUCUGAUAGAGGCCCAUUUCAUAGCACCCAUUCCUGAAAAGACCAAAAAAGCCAUGCAGUAAAUGGAAACAUUUGGUUACUGAAAAUGAUGCGAGAGUAGGCACUGUAUAUUGAUGGGCUGAAGGCCAAGCUGAGUUGAGGUGUGUGUGUGUGUGUGUGUGUGUGUGUGUGUGUAGUAUAACACAGAGGACAGAUGGUGAGAAAGAAAGCGGAGUAAUAUUUAAACGUGAGGCUAACAAAAAGUGAUACAACUGGAGUGUGUGCAGUUUUUCACAUUGGAUAUGAUAUACUGUAUUGACUUAAGUCAAUAUGAUGCUGUAUGUUAAAAUGUAUUGUGGCCUUCAGUUUAGCUUUUCAAAUUAGCCAGUUGGCGUAAACACCGUGCUUGUGUUGCAACUGGUAAGCAAGUUCAUUUGAGCAUAUUGUGUCCAGGUUGUCUGAUCCUACAUGAGGGGUGAUGACACAAAUAGUCCUGAAGGAUCUUAUUGCCUGAGGUGCGCUCAGCAUGAGAGAAGUAAAAACAUCAGAGGAUUUGUUUGUCAUGUUGACAUUACUGCUGAGCAGAAUGCUUAAAAAGAACCGAAUCAUCCUUUUCACCCCAAAAUGCGCAGGAUAUUAUUGCCUAGCAGUAGCUGAAGUGUCAGAAAAAGGUUGUUUUACAAGUGCCUGUACAUUUUUCAAAAAUUCUUUGUACAUAUGUAUUUAUUUAUUAUGCUUUUAUUACAAAAUAGCACGUAUUAAACUAUUGUCCUCUUUGGCAUCUUUCAUAGGUGCAAGGGUGAAGGCUGUUUCUGUGAAAAAGAUAAAUUAUUUGUAUAGAUGUGGUAUAGAAGCAUCCUCAAAGCUAUAAUUUAUUUUUAACAUUACCCUCAUGAUCCUGUAGCUUUGGUAACAUCACAGAGUCUAUUGCUGAUGCCUGCUGUCAGUAUGUAUCAAAUCAGCUGCAGAUGAGUUUCCACCUGUGGUCAUUAUCUGUAUAGCCUCAAUCAGCUCAACAUUUUAUUCCUGUCCCACAACUCAGAAGCUUGAUUUUUUUUUUUUUUCUUGUGCAGCUGGUGCAAACAAGAAACCUCAUCAUUUUGUCAAUACUGCUUUAUCUGGGUCUUAUAUAACCACUUGUUUCUUCUUAUCCAAGAUCUGUUAUUUUGUUUAACAGAUAAACACUACAAAUACUCGCACUGUUUAGGUGGAGUUGUUUUCAGUCCCUGUUGCUCUAAACCAAAUGUUUGAUUUAAGAUGAAAAAAGUGCCAAUGUUCAGACUAUGUCUUCAUGUUCUGAUGUGAUUAAUUCGUUUUUUAAUCACUUUUUUCAUUCACUUGUGUCAUUGUCAUAGUCAUUCAGCCAUAACUAAAAGUUGUAUUUCCUUUUCGUUAUAAAUCAGAUUGUGUAUAAAUAUGCAGUUACCAAAUAGAUUUUAUACAAAAUAAAAGAACUGCAUUGUCAAUGA
Lates calcarifer (barramundi perch) is the source of this 15177-nucleotide messenger RNA. Its product is annotated as solute carrier family 45 member 3. Gene Ontology annotation, cellular component: membrane. Lineage: Eukaryota; Metazoa; Chordata; Actinopteri; Centropomidae. The transcript is spliced from 6 exons. The coding region runs from base 10457 to 12169 and encodes 570 amino acids. Gene Ontology annotation, molecular function: sucrose:proton symporter activity. Gene Ontology annotation, biological process: transmembrane transport. The record is from RefSeq and is a predicted model, not a curated record.